AUGUUACUGCUCAAUGCCUCUCAACACGAAACUCGGCAGCAGAUCAAGCGCGAAGAAGCCGACACUUCGAGCUUUCCGCAACAGGUGACCCGGCAGAAGAUCAAGCGCGAGGAGGUCGACGACGCCUUGAGCUUCCGCUCUCCUGAAGACGGGACUGAGCGGAAAGUCAAGUCCGAGGACCCCAAGCUCGAGGAAGUCGAGAUCGAGGUCAUCCAAGCCGUCACCGGAAAUUCUUACGACAGAGGCCGGGUGUUUUUCAGGACGAAAUGGCGCGGCGACAAGAAGGAUUCCCAGGAGAACCAAGACUUUCUGCAGAGGAAUGCACCAAACGAGCUUGCGAAGUACUUCCACAAGAGGAGCGCCUACAGAAUCUAUCAUCCGCGCGACAUCUUUGUGUUCCCGUUGGGCAGCUGGGACGACGACGUGAAAGAGUGCACCCUGUGGCGCAACCACCAGACCGGAGAGCUUCGAGUUGACUUGCGCUGGAAGACGGGACAGCUCAGCGAGCACGAUCUGAAGACGGUCUACGUCAGGUGCCCUCAGAAGGUACGUGCUGGUAUGGAAUGA
Messenger RNA from Colletotrichum karsti, 567 nucleotides. RefSeq lists its product as uncharacterized. The transcript has 3 exons. The record is from RefSeq and is a predicted model, not a curated record. Bases 1 to 567 code for a protein of 188 amino acids. Gene Ontology annotation, cellular component: nucleus. Lineage: Eukaryota; Fungi; Ascomycota; Sordariomycetes; Glomerellales; Glomerellaceae.